Etheostoma cragini (Arkansas darter) is the source of this 592-nucleotide messenger RNA. Its product is annotated as alanine--tRNA ligase, mitochondrial-like. Gene Ontology annotation, molecular function: aminoacyl-tRNA deacylase activity; alanine-tRNA ligase activity; nucleic acid binding. Gene Ontology annotation, biological process: tRNA modification; alanyl-tRNA aminoacylation. Gene Ontology annotation, cellular component: mitochondrion; cytoplasm. The annotation marks the transcript as partial. The record is from RefSeq and is a predicted model, not a curated record. The transcript is spliced from 4 exons. NCBI's taxonomy places the organism in Eukaryota, Metazoa, Chordata, Actinopteri, Perciformes, Percidae.
GGUCCCCUCUGCGCGCCUGCUGGCCUUCGGCCUGAGGGAGAACUUCUGGGAGAUGGGGGACUCGGGUCCCUGUGGGCCCUGCACCGAGAUCCACUAUGACCACGUGGGGGGGCGGGACGCUGCGGCGUUCGUCAACGCUGACAGUCCUGAUGUGGUGGAGAUCUGGAACCUGGUCUUCAUGCAGUACAACAGGGAGGGGGACCAGAGUCUGCGUCCUCUGCCCCGGUCCAGCGUGGACACUGGUCUGGGUCUGGAGAGACUGGUCAGCGUCCUGCAGGGGACACGGUCCAACUACGACACAGACCUGUUCAUACCACUGCUGCACGCCAUCUGCCAGGUGUCGGGGGCGGGGCCGUACGGCGGCAGGACGGGUGCUGCAGACCAGGACCGCGUGGACAUGGCGUACCGCGUGGUGGCCGACCACGUCCGCACGCUGUCUGUCUGCAUCGCUGACGGGGUUCACCCCGGCAUGACGGGGGCGGAGUUGGUGUUGAGGAGGAUUCUUCGCCGGGCGGUCCGGUUCUGUGUCGAGGUUCUGAAGGCUCCCCAGGGAGCCCUGGCCAGCCUGGUUCCUACUGUCACACACACACUG